AUGAGGAUUAUCUGGGCAUUCGAGAAGGACCGAGUCGUCAUCCUAAUCGCACUCAUUGUUCAGUUUGGAGGAGCCGUGGUUCUCAUGGCGGUCAACAUAUUCUUUUCGCAGAGAAUUCUGCGGUCAAUCCAUCCCAAUUUCGGUUGGCACCCGGCAGUCAGGGUCUUCUUCCUUUUUUUCCUAUUCUCAAUCCCGGCCGUCGUGCUCCUGAACAGUACCUCAAUCGGUGUCUCGUUCUACAAGAUUGAGGACCAGGAACGCGUCGAUACGGCUCUCAACCUUCUCAAGGCCGGCAUAUCCUGGAUCAUGCUCCUCGCCAUCUUACCCAUCGUCGUGGUUCUAUUAGCAUCCAGCAUCCCUGGUCCUAGGCCCGAGAGGUUCGGCCAAGGCGACACCCAUCAAAAGAUUGCCGUGCUACUGAUCGGCGCCUCUUUUUUGAUCGCUGGACAAGCCGUGCGCCUAGCGGGAACAGUCAUAGGCGAUCCGCCAGGCUCGACGAACGCGAUCUACAGCAAAGAGCUGUUUUAUACCUCUGGUUUCAUGUUGGAAAUAUUCGUUGUGGUCUUUUACGCUGUCGUACGCAUCGACUUGCUGUUCCACGUUCCCAAUGGGUCCAGUCAACCGGGCGAUUACUCGAGGAAGCCGAAGCCGGGCGAAGAAGAAUAUGAGGCGGCGCUCCUUACCAAGGAAGAGAUUGAGGAUGAGCUUGCUGGGCUCGGCCACCCUUACGAAAUUGUCGACUCGUCUGGUCUCGGAAGAGACGGCUCUGGGCGCACCAUUGUCGCAUUCAGCACGAGGCGCAUGAACGGCGGACAGCCUGUUAUACUUCCUCCGCGGCCAGCGCCAUAUAGCCGGACCAUGUCCAUCCGGGGAUCGCUCCUCACAUCAGUGAAGUUCCGGUCGGCCGGCCCGAGAUCAGGCAAAGUCCAUUUGGGAUGCACCCUGUAA
This is a messenger RNA of Colletotrichum graminicola M1.001, 948 nucleotides long. RefSeq lists its product as uncharacterized. NCBI's taxonomy places the organism in Eukaryota, Fungi, Ascomycota, Sordariomycetes, Glomerellales, Glomerellaceae. The record is from RefSeq and is a predicted model, not a curated record. The transcript is spliced from 3 exons. The coding region runs from base 1 to 948 and encodes 315 amino acids.